This is a messenger RNA of Mus caroli (Ryukyu mouse), 975 nucleotides long. RefSeq names its product formyl peptide receptor-related sequence 4-like. Gene Ontology annotation, molecular function: complement receptor activity; N-formyl peptide receptor activity. The record is from RefSeq and is a predicted model, not a curated record. Gene Ontology annotation, biological process: positive regulation of cytosolic calcium ion concentration; complement receptor mediated signaling pathway; phospholipase C-activating G protein-coupled receptor signaling pathway. Gene Ontology annotation, cellular component: plasma membrane. Lineage: Eukaryota; Metazoa; Chordata; Mammalia; Rodentia; Muridae.
AUGGAAGUCAACAUUUCAAUGCCUCUGAGUGGAUCAGAAGUUGUGUUUUAUGAGUCUACCACCUCAAGAGUUCUAUGGAUCCUCUCAUUAGUGGUUCUCUCUAUAACCUUUGUCCUCGGUGUUCUAAGUAAUGGGCUUGUGAUUUGGGUGGCUGGGUUCCAGAUGGCACACACUGUGACCACUGUCUCUUAUCUGAACUUGGCUUUGAGUAAUUUCUCUUUCAUGGCUACUCUACUACUUCACAUCAUCUCAAUGGUCAUGAGAGGAAAAUGGCCUUUUGGUUGGUUUCUUUGCAAAUUGGUUCACAUAAUUGCAAACAUAAACCUUUUUGUAAGUAUCUUCCUAAUCACUCUUAUUGCCAUGGACAUUUGAGUCCUGUGCCCAGUAUGGUCUCAGAAUCACCGAACUGUGAGUCUGGCCAGAAAAGUGGUUGUUGGUACUUGGAUAUUUGCUCUGCUGCUUACCUUGCCACAUUUUCUCUUCUUGACUACAGUGAGAGAUGCAAGAGGGGAUGUGUACUAUAUAUCUAAAUUUGAAUCCUGGGUUGCAACCUCUGAAGAGCAGUUAAAGGUGUCUGUUAUGUCUGUUAUUGCUGCCACAGCUUCAGGAAUCAUCAAUUUCAUUAUUGGAUUCAGCAUGCCCAUGUCUUUCAUUGCUAUAUGCUAUGGACUCAUGGCUGCCAAGAUCUGCAGAAGAGGCUUUGUGAAUUCCACUCGUCCUUUACGUGUCCUCACUGCUGUAGCAGUUUCCUUCUUUGUCUGUUGGUUCCCUUUUCAAUUAAUUAUGCUUUUAGGCAACAUCUUUAACAAUGAGACACUGAGCAUUAUUCAUAUGUUGGUUAACCCAGCAAAUACCUUGGCUUCCUUCAACAGCUGCCUCAACCCAAUACUCUAUGUAUUCCUGGGUCAGGAAUUCAAAGACAGACUAAUCUAUUCUCUGUCUGCCAGUCUAGAGAGGGCCCUGAGGGAAGACUAA